Messenger RNA from Rana temporaria (common frog), 2102 nucleotides. RefSeq names its product serine/arginine repetitive matrix protein 1-like. The record is from RefSeq and is a predicted model, not a curated record. NCBI's taxonomy places the organism in Eukaryota, Metazoa, Chordata, Amphibia, Anura, Ranidae. Bases 1 to 1656 code for a protein of 551 amino acids. The transcript has 5 exons.
AUGCCUUUAGAGCUCGAACACCCUCAAAACAUCACUGCUCCAGCUCUUCUUCCUCUUCCUCUUCCUUCUCCGGCUCCGGCUCCUCCUCCUCCUCCUCCAAGCUCCAAACCUGUGCUUCCUAUGGAUGAAUCCCCCAAUACAGGCCUGGUUAACAAGCCAAUCCCACUGAUGUCCCUUGUGGUUGACCCCAUCCUCCCUCCAGGACCUGCUAACAGGCUGCAGCAGUCUCCCAGUUCUCCUGGUCAAAGGGCGUCAGUAACCGAACAGAGACCACCCACUAAGUCAAUUAUGAAAAAGCUUCCAGAACGUCCCAGCCGCUGGGACUUGGUACCCACCCAGACUUCAUCUGAGAUGCGUUUGGGAGAACGUUCCAAUCAACCACUUCAAAGAGAAGAAUUCUUCCCUUCCAGAGAACGUAUUGAUGACACCAGAAACUUACCAUCAAGAUUCCCACCACCUGAAAGAGAAGAAUUCUUCCCUUCCAGAGAACGUAGUGAUGAAACCAGACAGGUAUCCUCAAGAUUUCCACCAUCUGAAAGAGAAGAAUUGUACCCUUCCAGAGAACGUAGUGAUGACACCAGACACAUAUCAACAAGAUUUCCACCAUCUGAAAGAGAAGAAUUGUACCCUUCCAGAGAACGUAGUGAUGACACCAGAAACUUAUCAACAAAAUUUCCACCAUCUGAAAGAGAAGAAUUGUACUUUUCCAGAGAACGUAGUGAUGACACCAGACCCGUAUCAACAAGAUUUCCACCAUCUGAAAGAAAAGAAUUGUACCCUUCCAGAGAACGUAGUGAUGACACCAGAAACGUAUCAACAAGAUUUCCACCAUCUGAAAGAGAAUUGUACCCUUCCAGAGAACGUAGUGAUGACACCAGAAACGUAUCAACAAGAUUUCCACCAUCUGAAAGAGAAGAAUUCUACCCUUCCAGAGAACGUAGUGAUGACACCAGAAACGUAUCAACAAGAUUUCCACCAUCUGAAAGAGAAGAAUUGUACCCUUCCAGAGAACGUAGUGAUGACACCAGAAACGUAUCAACAAAAUUUCCACCAUCUGAAAGAGAAGAAUUGUACUUUUCCAGAGAACGUAGUGAUGAUAGCAGACCCGUAUCAACAAGAUUUCCACCAUCUGAAAGAGAAGAAUUGUACCCUUCCAGAGAACGUGGUGAUGACACCAGACACGUAUCAACAAGAUUUCCACCAUCUGAAAGAGAAGAAUUAUACCCUUCCAGAGAACGUAUCGAUGAAAUUGCAGGACGUCCCAGCCGCUGGGAACCGGCAUCCAUCCAGACUUCAUCUGAUAUGCGUCUGGGAGAACGUUCCAAUCAACCACUUCAAAGAGAAGAAUUCUUCCCUUCCAGAGAACGUAGCGAUGAUACCAGAAACUUGCCAUCUAGAUUCCCACCACCUGAAAGAAAAGAACUCUUCCCUUCAAGAGAGCGUAGUGAUGGCCUUCGAAACUUACCAUCAAGUUUCCCACCACCUAAAAGAGAAGAAUUCUUCCCUUCAAGAGAGCGCAGUGAUGACACCAGACACGGAUCAACAAGAUUCCCACCAUCUGAAAGAGAAGAAUUCAACCCUUCCAGAGAACGUAUCGAUGACACCAGAAACUUACCAUCAAGAUUCCCCCCACACAGGGGCUCCAUGAAAUACUGACCUCCAUGAUUUCUUUCUCGGAGGCAUCCUGACCCUGACCACCAUCAUGACACGACUACUAACCAAGGAACACAAGACUAUAUGGGGAAAGCAGGAAUUCCUUUUUGAUGUAUAAUAUGUUUAAGGUAUAAAAGUAGCCUGUUUUGUUUGUGUCAUGACAGGGUUAGCUUUACUGCACCUGUCCCGGGAAGGAAAGGGGCAAUAUGAGGGCUGACACCUUCUUAAAAUUUCAUUUGCAUGGCUUCAGUAAUACACACACCUGGACCCAAGCAUGCAACAAAAUAAGAGAAAAAUCGGCUGUUGUAGGUGAAAGCCAGAGCUUAGCGGUAAUGGCCAGGCACCUAGUAUUUCCAAAAGGAGAUGUCAGCAGUGGCAGUAUGUCUGAUGAACUGUUUGCUUUGACCGCUUGAGGGUUUCUAAUGUAAGAGAUGCGCCAGUAAAAAAAA